AUGUCUAGGUUAUGGCCUAAUGCUAAGUGCAUCGUCACCAUCAUUACUGGGACAAUGUCUCAUCACAUCGAUAACAUUGAUUUUUAUAGUAAUGGUCUUCCCAUUGUUAGCCAUAUGUACGCAUGUUCAGAAUGCUUCUUAGGUAUAAACCUUGACCCUCUAACUAAGCCACCUGAAGUUUCUUACACCCUUAUCCCUACAUUGGCAUAUUUUGAGUUCUUUUCGAUACUCGGGGAAGAUGAUAAUCAAAAGGACAACUUCAACCAGGAGAAAAAACAACAUCAUCCAGAACUGGUUGAUCUCGUCAAGGUUGAGCUUGGACGAGAAUAUGAGCUUGUUGUCACCAAUUAUGCAGGACUUUAUCGGUAUAGAGUUGGAGACGUGCUACGAGUUGCUGGGUUCAAGAAAAAUGCUCCUCAGUUCAAUUUCAUGCGGAGAAGAAAUGUAGUUCUAAGCAUUGAUAUGGACAAGACAAACGAAACUGAGCUUCAAAAUGCAGUGAAAAAAGGAGUUGACCAUCUUAUGAUUAUGUCUAAUGUCUCUCUUGUUGAAUACACUAGUUUUCCUGAUACAUCAACUUUUCCAGGCUACUAUGUGCUCUAUUGGGAACUUCAGGGAAACAAUAACAAUGCCGUAAUUCCUCAGAAAGUGCUUGAGGAAUGUUGUCUGGUAAUGGAAGAAUUCCUCGGUUAUGAGUAUCGUUAUAUGCGCACUAACAAGAAAUUAAUUUGA
This is a messenger RNA of Papaver somniferum (opium poppy), 732 nucleotides long. Its product is annotated as indole-3-acetic acid-amido synthetase GH3.6-like. Gene Ontology annotation, molecular function: indole-3-acetic acid amido synthetase activity. Bases 1 to 732 code for a protein of 243 amino acids. Gene Ontology annotation, cellular component: cytoplasm. The transcript has 2 exons. NCBI's taxonomy places the organism in Eukaryota, Viridiplantae, Streptophyta, Magnoliopsida, Ranunculales, Papaveraceae. The record is from RefSeq and is a predicted model, not a curated record.